Tilletiaria anomala UBC 951 is the source of this 5462-nucleotide messenger RNA. RefSeq names its product Pkinase-domain-containing protein. The transcript has 4 exons. The record is from RefSeq and is a predicted model, not a curated record. Gene Ontology annotation, biological process: protein phosphorylation. Bases 321 to 5363 code for a protein of 1680 amino acids. Lineage: Eukaryota; Fungi; Basidiomycota; Exobasidiomycetes; Georgefischeriales; Tilletiariaceae. Gene Ontology annotation, molecular function: protein binding; protein kinase activity; ATP binding.
GCUGCAGGACCCUGGUCGCCCACGCUUGGAUGACGCAUCGAUAACAGCUUCGAGCUCGCUGGUCUGGUCCUGGUAAGACAGGCGAAGGAGUCAAAGAAAAAAGCCCUUCCCCUCGACCAGCAUCGAGGGCUUUUGUUGCUGUGGCGCGUAAUCUCGUGACCUCCGUCCGAUCCUGGCAGCAGGCACCUGGUCAGGGUUUCGCAGGCGAUCAGCAGCGCAUACGCACUCGUUGUCGCGCCACUCAGCUCUUCGGCUGACGUUCGAUCUCGCUUCUGCAGCAAAAUCAAGCCAGCGGAGGCCGACCGGCUUGGCCAACCACGAUGGCAGCCACAACGCUCAACCCGCCAAACUUGAACGUGGAAACGACCUCUACAUCCCAACGGCCAGAGCCGUCCCCUUCUUCAUCAGCUGCCUCGUCUGUGAUAUCCCCAUCUUCACGCGACACGUCUCCCUAUCUUGGUGCCAUUGGGCUCAAUCUCGGUGUACCCAGCCAUCCGCCCGGGAACCUGGAAAAGGGCUCGCAUACCUUGCUGCAACCCCCCACAUCCUCUGCUUGCACCUCAUCCGCUGGGUCUCGACAACAACAUCCGUAUCGCCAUCAGCAGCACCACAACGGAGGGCAGUCGGCAUAUAGCGGCGGGGGCUCAUUUGGACAGGGUGGCAUGGGCAUCGGUGGCGGAGGCAGCGGUAGCGGUGGAAUAAGUGCAAUGCCCUAUGGCGUACCACCGAACAGCAGCGCCAGCAGUAUGAGUGUCGGGAGCGUGGGCAGUGGGUUUACCAGUGCAGGUUCGGGGCCCGUCAUGGACGAAAUCAAACGAUGGUCCUCUGCGAAUGUAGCACAAUGGCUCACCAGCCUGUCGCUCUCGUCAUACAUUGGCACCUUUAGCUCCAACGAUAUCACUGGGCGCGUCCUGCUCGAUGUCGACAAUGCGGCGCUGAAAGAGAUGGGCAUCACCUCGGUUGGCGAUCGAUUACGCAUCGCAAACGCUAUCAAGGGGCUCAAGCGCAAGUGCGCAGAAGAUGCUGUCUUGCGCAGGUUUAGCGUCGCCAGCUCCGUCACGAGCACCAGCAGCGCCAGCACGCAUAACACGUCGGGCACGCCUGGCCGAAGUGGCCAGCCGAUCCCGGUGCCGUUUGACUUUCGCAAUAGGAGCGGAAGCGUGAUGAGUGGCAACGGCAUCCCAAGCGCCGGCUCUACCUCCUCCUCUUCCUUCAGCAGCUCCUUCUCUUCUACUGCAUCGAGCAAUGCAAGCGCGAUGGGCAGCCAUCUCGUGCUUGGGCCGGGCGGUCUGGGUGGUACAGGCGCAGGCGGUCCGCUCAGUUCGGCCAGCUCAACCGGUUCAGGUAUGACCAGUUUCUUGCAUCAGCUGCAGCAGCACCAGACGCAGGCCCAGCAGGAUAAGCGCUCGCAGACGUCGAGGAGCCAAAGGCAGGGAAGCCAGGAGGAAGUUGAUGGAGAGAUGGAAGUGCUGGAUAACCUUCAUGAUCAUUCGCAUCCGUUGCCUCAUGAGGCACCAACGCAGACUUCUGCUAAGGACGACAAAAGCGCCCUGCCUACCAGCAGCAUCAGCGGUCCACAGUGCGUUGGCGUUCCCGCCGGCUCAACCUCAAUCAGCAGCUUUGGUACUUCCAUGGGUUCUCGCCGGCUAGCACAGACGCGGCCUCCACCGUUGCACCUUGCAAAAUCGGCGGCCAAUGCUCCGACGUUGAAUGCAACCAGUCAGCAGGCCGCCGCUGCUGCUGCCGCUGCCGCCACAAAGCUGCGAGAGCGUGAACAGCGAGACAGAGAGCGAGAACAGCAGCACAUGAACAUUGGCCGACUCAGUCCGACAGCUGCGCCUGGCACGCGUCCCCUGAUCGUCAGCUCUGGAAGGAAUGGCCUCUCCCUCGCGCGAAGCCCGGGUCUGCAGCAGCAUCCUUACGCAAACCUACAGCAAUCACAACAGCAGAAACAGCAGCAACAUCGCAAAGUUGCAUCUGCAGGGGACGUGACUUCGAGUGCGGCGACCAACGCCAUCAUGUUCAAUAAAUCUGGGCCGAGGGCGCAAGUACAACGAGGCGAUGCAGUAUCGCGGCCGGGUACGUCGACGGGGCAGUAUGGUGGUGGAAAUGGCGGCACAUGCAAUGGGAUGGAAGGGAACACCAACGGGCCGCGUCCCAACACGUCAUCAGGGGUCGUGGGCGGCGCUCACCCGAUGAGCAUGCGUACUGGUGGGAAUGAUCGAUCCAGCGGACGAGACAAUGUAAGCCCGACGAGCGGCAGCUUUGGUAAUCGGCCCACUACAUCAGGCAGCAGCAGCAUGAAUGUAGCUGGCCUGGCUCUCCCACCCAUCACGGAGAGUAUGUUACCCCUUACACCGGGCAGCGGCAAUGAUCUAGGCUAUUCUGUCGGUCGCGGUCCAUUCCAGCAGCAUCAGCAACAACAAUCACAACAGCACCAGCAACAACAUCAGCAUCAGCAUCAGCAUCAGCAACAGCAACAGCACCAGCAACAGCACCAGCAACAGCACCAGCACCAGCAACAGCACCAGCAACAGCAACAGCACCAGCGACAGCACCAGCAACAGCAACAGCAACAGCAACAGCAACAGCAACAGCAACAGCAACAGCAACAGCAACAGCAGUCUUCACAGCACCAGCGUGACUUCCGCAGCAACGACCGGCCCACCACACCAGGGACGCCGUACGAAACGAGCAUGGCGAUGCAACAGGCGCAGUAUGUGGGGCAGCAAGGGCGUUACGGCGAGAGCCUCACGUCACCUCUGUCUCUGGAGGAUGUCAAGCGACGCACGAUGAAGUUCAUCGGCGAUGACGGGGCGACGCGCAUGAUCAACAUCAAUGAUUGCCGUGAUGCAUGGGAAGUGCUGGCGCGUGUGCUUAAGAAGUUUGGCAAGUCUGCUGGAGGAAACAGCUACACACGGACGUACUUUGAUUCGCAAUUGUCCCCUAUGGACACAGAGUUCAUCGCCGAUGGAAACAUCUGGCGCAUCUCAGCUACCAGCUCGAACGGGGAGACCAAGCUGUUGGACGACGACGAGCUGCUGGCCAUUUGCCAGUCACCACAGGUGCACGAUCCUCUUCGCGAGCGGGGACUCAGACUCGUGCGCAUUAAUGGAAUCCUAGAUGCAGGCGAAACAAACGACGCAGCCUCCACAAUGUCCAGGCGUCCUUUCAAGGCCAGCAGGAACAAGCUUGAGGCAUUUUUCGGCGAGCGCGUGCCCCCCAGCGGAGGGUACGGAGUAUCGCCGAAGAGCGCUAGCAUUCUGGAGGAAGACGCGACUGCUGAAGACUCAGUCACCACGGCCGGAAAGCGAAUCCAUCGCGCCAGCACGGCCAACAUUCUUCAUGCCCUCAGCGGCUCAAGCAGCCCCGGGCCCGUUGCCGGCCCUCGGCCGCCGUUACCAAAGAAGGAUGGUCGGCCUAUUGGGCCCGGUAUUCCAUUGCCACGACGCGCACGAAACUUCUUUGGCCAGCGGCCGCCUUCGGAGCUGAUUUCAUCGCAUCUGCAAGAUUACUUUCCCGCGACGGAGAAACGCGUUUUGGAGCGCACGGCUCGCCGUUCCAUCUACGGCAAAUCGGUGUAUCGCUCCGGGUCAACCCGGUCGCGACGCGAUAGCACGUGGACGUUCACCGCUGAUCCGGACGCUCCUCCAAUACCAGGCAAGGAAGAAGAACCUGAGAUGCCGAUCAUUCAUAUUGACGCCAGAAGCGCUCAGAAUGCACAGAUCGAUACCCCUCCUACGCUACCACCCGUAGUCAGGCGCAGCUCGCUCGACGAUUGGUCUGCAAACUUGCAUGAAUUGGGCUCGCCUAAUCCCGACCUGCCCUCUGGGCCCACAUCGCGCAAUGCUCCUUCGACCUUGCCACGCCCGCCUUCGAUACGAAGGCAUUCUGGCGAAAGCGUGCGAAGUCGACGAAGCAUGGCUAGCUCCCGGUUGCGCGACAAGGACAAGAGUGACACUGCAAGCUUGCUUACAGUCGAUGAGAUCACACAAGAGGUCGAGAACCGAGACAGUGUGCACAGCUCGCGUCCGGGCAGCAUUCGCCGCCCAAGCCCUCGAAGUAGCAUGCUCGCUAUCACGGACGAAGAGGACACGGAUGAUGGCGAGGGCAUGUUGUCCCCGAACGUUGCUGAGCGCCGUAGCAUCUUUAGCGCUUAUGAUGUCGCAUCUUCGAGUCUCUCGACUGCACCAACAGAGAGUGGAGCUUCUUCGGGCCUUCCACCGAUUCAAGGCUCUCCACGAACAGCGGGUACAGAAUUGCGCAGCGACCUGGUCGAAAGCGGAGAUGAGGAUGACGAUCUGGACUUUGAGGAGGAAUUGACCGAGUCCGGGGAUGAGGACGAAGACGAGGACUUUGAAGAACCUGGAAAAGAGCGUAUUAAGUGGAUCAAAGGCGCGCUCAUUGGCGCUGGUUCCUUUGGCAAUGUGUAUCUGGGUAUGAACCAGCGGACGGGCAUCAUCAUGGCCGUCAAACAGGUAGAGCUGCCAACUGGAGAGUCACAUAGUGACAAGCGCAAGAAGGACAUGCUGGAGGCGCUGGAACGGGAGAUCGAACUGCUCAAGACGUUGCAACAUCCCAACAUUGUCCAGUACCUCGACUCGUACGCGGAUGAGACGCAUCUCAACAUUUUCCUCGAAUACGUCCCAGGGGGCUCUGUCGCGGCUCUUCUCAACAAUUAUGGUGCCCUCCAAGAGGGACUUGUCCGAAAAUUCACCAAGCAGAUUCUCGAAGGCCUCAGCUUUUUGCAUGCGAAGGACAUCGUGCACCGGGACAUCAAAGGCGCCAACAUUCUCGUCGACACUGCAUCAAAAGUCAAGAUUUCAGACUUUGGCAUCAGCAAGAAGGUGGAAAGCAACCUGCUUGUCACUGGUGGCGGCCAUCGCGCUUCAUUGCAAGGUAGUGUGUUCUGGAUGGCGCCCGAGGUGGUCAAGCAAACAUCGUACACACGCAAGGCGGACAUCUGGAGUUUGGGCUGUCUGGUGGUAGAGAUGAUUAGCGGUACGCAUCCAUGGGCUAACCUCAAUCAGAUGCAAGCGCUCUUCAAGAUUGGCUCCUCUGCCAAGCCGACAUUACCGGAUCAGAUCUCGGCACAAGCAGUUGACUUUUUGAACAAAACAUUCGAGGUCAACUUCAACCUUCGCCCGGAUGCAGAUGAGCUACUUCAGCAUCCUUUCAUCACGGCUGAUUUUGUUGAGGAAGGCACCACUGGUGGCUUGCCAGGCGCAAAUCUCAGUGGUACCACUUUGGGGUCUGGCACGCACUCUUCCGCGACGGGAGGUGGAAAAGGUAGAAGCAAAGGAGCAGGCAGAAAGGUCAAGGGCGGGGCUGAAGGCGCACCCCCUCCUCCGAGUAAGAGUUGAUUGUUUUUUUAGUGUAUGUCUGGUCUCGCUGCAACUUUGUAUGCCUCGCAUUUCAUUUUUGGUCGCUCGACCGACCGGCUAGCAUUGGAUCAUAAACGU